UGAUUAGACUGCUUCAGACCCGAAUGUGUUUUCGGGAGGGAAACUCCUUUGCUUUGGUUCCGAGGCAAACGCGGUUCGAGUGAGCGGCCCACGAGACGAAUAACACUGGGAUUCACGCGGAACAGUGGUCAUGUCUGGCAUUGCUCUGAGUCGACUUGCACAGGAGCGCAAAGCAUGGAGGAAAGACCAUCCAUUCGGCUUUGUUGCUGUGCCGAUGAAAAACCCUGAUGGUACCAUGAACCUUAUGAACUGGGAAUGUGCUAUUCCAGGAAAGAAGGGGACUCCAUGGGAAGGAGGUUUGUUUAAGUUACGGAUGCUGUUUAAAGAUGAUUACCCAUCAUCACCCCCAAAGUGCAAAUUUGAGCCUCCGCUGUUCCAUCCGAACGUGUAUCCAUCAGGAACAGUGUGUCUUUCCAUCCUGGAGGAGGAUAAAGACUGGAGACCUGCCAUCACUAUUAAACAGAUCCUGUUGGGGAUUCAGGAGCUCCUAAAUGAACCGAACAUCCAGGAUCCAGCUCAGGCAGAGGCAUACACCAUAUACUGUCAGAAUAGAGUGGAGUAUGAGAAGAGAGUUCGUGCACAGGCCAAAAAGUUCUCCCCGUCAUAAAGCAACACAGAGAGACGGGACGAAUGGAAAGAGGGAAGACGUGGAAAACAAAACAAAAAACUCAUGCUAUCCUCUCACCGGGACUAAAAAAAGGACUUUAAAACAUGACGUCUGUGCCAUCAAAACCCGAACCAUCCUCCAAAUCCACACACGCACACACACACACACACACCUUCACUUCAUUCGCUCUGUUCCUCUUCCUGAUCAGACGGACUGCUGGGAUUUUAGCUCUUGAUUGGUUCGGCGUGUCUGUCUGUGUGUGUGCGCAUACAUGAACUCGUCAUUUUAUUAUGUUUGUGAAAAGCUCCGUUUUCCCCUGAGUGAGUGAGAGUGUGUGUGUGUGUGUGUGUGUGUGUGUGGGACUCUGGUUUAUGCUGGGUGUUUUUGCGUUGUGUAUGUGGGAUUAGUGCCUCAUGGUGAAGUUUUCCCUCUGAAUGCUGAUCUAGGACCAGUUUCCUCUCCGUUGGGCCUGUUUGUGCGUUUUGAGCAGCCUGAUCUGUCUAGAUUGGCGGUCCUGUUAUUUGCUCCUUUGAGCAGCAGAACCAGAGUCCACUUCUCUUAAACAUGCUGUACAUGCUUUUCUUGUUUGUUUGAUGGGAACAUGUGUCCUGUGUUCACACUGAUUGUGUCUGUAUGUUUAAUAAAGCUCUUUCUACAAAAGA
Danio aesculapii is the source of this 1269-nucleotide messenger RNA. It is a transcript of the gene ube2ib, whose product is annotated as ubiquitin-conjugating enzyme E2Ib. Gene Ontology annotation, molecular function: SUMO conjugating enzyme activity. Lineage: Eukaryota; Metazoa; Chordata; Actinopteri; Cypriniformes; Danionidae. Bases 131 to 607 code for a protein of 158 amino acids. Gene Ontology annotation, cellular component: nucleus. Gene Ontology annotation, biological process: protein sumoylation. The record is from RefSeq and is a predicted model, not a curated record. The transcript has 7 exons.